AUGGCCAAAAGCAAGGUAGCACCCGUCAAACAAGUGACCUUGCCGAGGCUGGAGUUGUGCGCCGCCACGCUACUCACCAAUUUGAUGCGACAUGUCAAACAAACGCUCGACCUGGCAACAUCCGACACAUACUUAUGGUCUGAUUCAACAGUGACCCUCCAGUGGAUUCGCGGUCACUCUUCACGCUGGAAGACUUUCGUCGCCAAUCGAGUCGCUCACAUCCAGACGCAGCUGCCUAAUGCACAAUGGAGACACGUAGCUGGUCACGACAACCCUGCGGACUGUGCAUCAAGGGGUAUUAAUCCAAGCAAACUGAUCAAUCACGCUCUAUGGUGGACAGGACCUACCUGGUUAUCACAGAACGAAUCGGCCUGGCCAAACUCCGAGAUGGAGAUCCGAGGAGACGACGUGCCAGAAAGGAAAGCCACGAGCUUGAUGACUGUGAACCGGGUCAUCAUCGAGCCAGAAAUCCUGCUCCGCUUCUUAUCACUGCAUCGCCUGCUACGGAUAUCUGCAUGGUGCCGUCGCUGGCUGCGCGCUUCCGAGCCGACUCACACUGCUGGAUUAACGUUGAGUCCGGAGGAACUUGACAUGGCACUCUUUCGUUGGCUUCGAGAAGUGCAGACACUGCAUUUCACGGACGAGAUCAUCGCAGUCGCAGCUGGACGCUCCGUCGCACCAAGCAGCACAUUAGCCAAGCUGACUUCGUUCCUCGACGACCAUGGUGUUCUGAGAGUGGGAGGUCGGCUUAAGAACGCCCUGCUGACACAGGAUAAGAGGCAUUCGAUGAUCAUUCCAACCUCGUCGUGGCUGACUCGUCUGCUGGUGGAAUCCUGUCACCGUCGGACGCUGCAUGGAGGAGUGCAACUCACCCUGGGGCUGCUUCGACUGCGUUUCUGGAUUCCACGAGGACGCACAGUCGUAAAACAACAACUACAUCGUUGCGUCACCUGCACAAGAUGGCGAGCAACGACGCUUCAGCCACCGAUGGGUAAUCUACCCCGCGAUCGGGUCACUCCGACUCGACCAUUUCUGCGCACUGGAGUGGACUAUGCAGGACCCAUCCUCAUCCGGACGAGCAAGGGACGAGGACACCGCGCCUAUAAGGGCUAUAUCGCAGUAUUCAUAUGUUUUUGGUCCAGAGUCAUCCACCUCGAACUUGUCUCGGAUUACUCUUCAGAGGCCUUCAUCGCCGCUUUACGUCGCUUUGUCUCACGUCGAGGUCUCUGUACGGACAUAUAUAGCGACUGUGGAACGACCUUCAUCGGGGCUGACCGCACUUUACGUGAGCUCUUUGUCACUGCAUCCACAGAGGGUCGUGGAAUUGCACGCGUAGCUGCUGAACACGGCAUACGGUGGCACUUUAAUCCACCAGCAGCUCCGCACUUCGGCGGAUUGUGGGAAGCAGCCGUCAAAUCCGCUAAGUAUCACUUACGGAGGGUGUUAGGUGAAACCACCCUCACCUUUGAGGAACUGACCACACUCCUCACACAAAUUGAGGCCUGUUUAAAUUCUCGUCCAUUACAGGCACUCUCUGACGAUCCAGACGAUGUUACAGCACUGACUCCGGGCCACUUCCUGAUCGGCGCGCCGCUUCUCGCCAUCCCGGAGCCAGUACAGGAGGACAACCGUGGAUCCGCAGCAUCACGAUGGCAUCAUCUCCAGGCAAUGCGCGACCACUUUUGGCGGAGAUGGGAGAAUACAUCCAUGGACUCACCUCACGACCUAAAUGGCUGA
Nylanderia fulva is the source of this 1737-nucleotide messenger RNA. RefSeq lists its product as uncharacterized. Lineage: Eukaryota; Metazoa; Arthropoda; Insecta; Hymenoptera; Formicidae. Gene Ontology annotation, biological process: DNA integration. The record is from RefSeq and is a predicted model, not a curated record. Gene Ontology annotation, molecular function: nucleic acid binding.